AAGCCAGAUGGAGAAUCCCGCAAAAUACCUCUCAUCGGUGCAUGAGAGCCACUCCGUCCCGUGGCCUUUCGAAGAGAUCAUGUGGAACGCAACUGAAUCUGAAACGACGUCCGACGGCAGAAGGGAGUUGAUCAUCCGGACAGUGACUGGAUGCUUGCUCUCCCUCCUAAUUUUAUGGACACUGCUGGGGAACAUUAUGGUAUGCACUGCCGUGCUCCGUUUUCGGCAUCUACGAACUAAAGUAACCAAUACUUUCAUAGUUUCCUUAGCAGUGUCGGAUUUAUUUGUUGCAGUUCUGGUCAUGCCAUGGAAAGCGGUGGCCGAAGUUGCGGGAUAUUGGCCGUUUGGUACUUUUUGCAAUGUAUGGGUGGCGUUUGACAUUAUGUGCUCAACUGCGUCCAUUCUCAACCUCUGUAUAAUCAGCGUGGAUAGAUACUGGGCCAUAUCGAGUCCCUUCCGAUACGAGAGAAAAAUGACCCAACGAGUUGCCUUUGUUAUGAUAAGCGUCACGUGGACUUUGUCUGUACUCAUUUCAUUCAUACCUGUCCAACUACACUGGCAUAAAGCGAGCAACGACGAUAUAAUUGGAGAGCUUAAUUCAUCCACUGUUAAAGCGGUGGAGGAAAAUUGUGAUUCGAGCCUCAAUAGAGAAUACGCUAUAUCUUCGUCUUUGAUAAGUUUCUAUAUCCCUGUAGCAAUUAUGAUUGUGACAUACACGAGGAUCUAUCGGAUUGCUCAAAUACAAAUAAGAAGGAUCGCUUCCCUUGAGCGUGCAGCGGAACACGCGCAAAGUUGCAGGAACAACAGACUGGAGUGCCAACACCACAAUACCUUGAAAACAUCGAUUAGAAGGGAAACCAAAGUUUUGAAAACUCUAUCGAUUAUAAUGGGUGUCUUUGUGUGUUGCUGGUUACCUUUCUUCAUCUUAAAUUGCAUAGUCCCAUUUUGCGACAGACCCCCGACUGACCUAAACGCUGGUCUCCCGUGCGUCAGUGAGACCACAUUUGAUGUCUUUGUGUGGUUUGGCUGGACUAAUUCGUCUCUGAACCCUAUAAUCUACGCUUUCAACGCAGAGUUCAGGAAGGCGUUUGCCAGCCUUUUAGGUUGUCGUAAUUUUUGUUCCAGCACACCCGUGGAAACUGUUAAUAUUAGCAACGAGAUGGUCUCAUACAACCAAGAUACCCUCAUUCAUAAAGAAAUCGUGAAAGCCUAUGUCAAUAUGAUUCCAAACGUAGUGGAAUGCAUUGACCACGAGGACACAUUUGAUAGAAUAUCGCAACUUUCUCACAAUAAUGAAAAUGCCACAGAUUCUAUUUGUGACCUGGACGACUGUGAAGCAGACAUCAGUCUUGACAGAAUGACACCUUUCACUCCAAAUGGAUUACAUUAA
Hypomesus transpacificus is the source of this 1390-nucleotide messenger RNA. It is a transcript of the gene drd5a, whose product is annotated as dopamine receptor D5a. Gene Ontology annotation, molecular function: dopamine neurotransmitter receptor activity; G protein-coupled receptor activity. The transcript has a single exon. Gene Ontology annotation, biological process: adenylate cyclase-activating adrenergic receptor signaling pathway. The record is from RefSeq and is a predicted model, not a curated record. NCBI's taxonomy places the organism in Eukaryota, Metazoa, Chordata, Actinopteri, Osmeriformes, Osmeridae. Gene Ontology annotation, cellular component: plasma membrane. Bases 8 to 1390 code for a protein of 460 amino acids.